CAGACAAUCACACAUCUUGCCAUCAUCACCACAUCUCAUAUCAACUCUCAGCCAAUGAUGGGCGACCUACACCCUUCCACCACCCCCAACGGUGACAAUGAACAAAAACCAAUCCCCAUCACCAUCCUCACCGGCUUUUUGGGAGCGGGCAAAACAACCCUCAUCCUCAACCUCCUCCCCCAACUGCGGGCCCUGAAUCCAAACUACACUUUGGCGCUCCUAAAAAACGAGUUUGGCGACCUCGCAGUCGACAGCCAGCUUGCCUCGUCUUCUUCCAUCUCCUCGGUUAAGGAACUGCUGAACGGGUGUAUCUGUUGUAACUUGGUAGGCAGCUUAUCCUCUGCCUUGAAAGAACUGAGGGAAACGGCGAGACCGGACAGGGUCAUCAUCGAGACGAGCGGGAGUGCGUUCCCUGCCACGUUGGCUAUGGAGGUUAAUAGACUGGG
Messenger RNA from Podospora anserina S mat+, 446 nucleotides. RefSeq lists its product as uncharacterized. The annotation marks the transcript as partial. Lineage: Eukaryota; Fungi; Ascomycota; Sordariomycetes; Sordariales; Podosporaceae. Gene Ontology annotation, cellular component: cytoplasm. The record is from RefSeq and is a predicted model, not a curated record. The transcript has a single exon.